This is a messenger RNA of Corticium candelabrum, 748 nucleotides long. Its product is annotated as ankyrin repeat and protein kinase domain-containing protein 1-like. Gene Ontology annotation, cellular component: ciliary inversin compartment. The record is from RefSeq and is a predicted model, not a curated record. Gene Ontology annotation, biological process: protein localization to ciliary inversin compartment. Gene Ontology annotation, molecular function: protein binding. Lineage: Eukaryota; Metazoa; Porifera; Homoscleromorpha; Homosclerophorida; Plakinidae. Bases 26 to 748 code for a protein of 240 amino acids. The transcript is spliced from 2 exons.
GAAAGACUGUCCUGAAUUGUGUUCUAUGUUACUAAAACAUAAUGCCAAGAUUGAUGCAGUGGAUAAAGAUGGAAACCAACCACUACACUUGGCUUGUAAACUAAGGCAUGCAGCAACUGGCAAUUUAUUGUUAUCUCAUGGGGCUGAUGUAACUGCUCUAAACAAGCAACAACAAAGACCUUUACAUUUGGCUAAUGAAUCAAUAUUAAACUCUUUUCAAGUACACAGUGGUGAUCAUGCUCUACACAUAGCAGCUAGAAAUAAUGACAUUCAUACAGUCCAGCUGUUAGUGGAUUGUGGAGCAGAUGCAAAUGCAUUGAAUGAAGAUGGACAAACACCACUACAUAUAGCAGCUGGUAGAGACAAAGACUGUUCUGAAUUGUGUUCUAUUUUACUGGAACAUAAAGCCAAGAUUGAUGCAGUGGAUAAAGAUGGAAACCAACCACUACACUUGGCUUGUAAAAGGCUUAAUUCUAAAUCUAAGCAAGUCUUGUUGAAUCACAAUGCUGAUGCAAAUGUUUUAAACAACAAGAAAUACAAACCCUGGCAUUUGGCAAGCCAACAAUUGACGUGCAAUGGUAACAAUGCUUUGUAUAAAGCAGCUGAAAGUGCUGAUUUACACACAGUUCAGCUGUUGGUGGAUUGGACUGCUGAUGUAAACGAAGUGAACGAAGAUGGACAAACACCACUACAUGCAGCAGCUGGUGGAGACAAAGACUGUCGUGAAUUAUGUAAAUGCAUUGAAUGA